Linum trigynum is the source of this 264-nucleotide messenger RNA. The record is from the annotation of a GenBank genome assembly. Lineage: Eukaryota; Viridiplantae; Streptophyta; Magnoliopsida; Malpighiales; Linaceae.
AUGUACCUCCCUCUCGAAUUUGCCGAUAAGUACUUCCCUGAAGAUAGAGUAAUGGUGAAGCUGCGUGCUUGUUGCGAGGAGGUCGAGGGGUUUUUGAAUGAAACGCAGGUUGUUGCCGAAAGAGACAAUCAUAAUACCUUGUAUUUAAGACGAAGGUGGGGCGAGUUUCGCACCAACAACGACUUGCACGAGGGAGACGUGUCCCUGCUGCAACUCGUCGAUGUGAAAGACAAGAUCUUCAAUGUUUAUGUUUUUAGGGCUUGA